Penicillium egyptiacum is the source of this 2946-nucleotide messenger RNA. The record is from the annotation of a GenBank genome assembly. Lineage: Eukaryota; Fungi; Ascomycota; Eurotiomycetes; Eurotiales; Aspergillaceae.
AUGGAUGAACAUCCAGGCAGUGCUCUCCACUAUGGGCACGUAGGACGAGCUGUCUACCUUCCCGAGGAACAGGACUGGAUAUUUACUCGCUCUUUUGCUAGGCCCCCAUCGAUCCAGUAUACCGGAGUGACCAAGACGACAAUCCCAUCGCCUUUUCCCCCAGCCAAAGCUCGACCAAUACCCAGAGUACCACAGAAGAACCCCAGGAGACUUAUCACAAGCGCCCAUCCCGAUUUGGCGGCGUCGUGGUCCUCCAUUCGCGCUGAACCUUUGUCGAAAGCUGUUACGACAAUAACCGAGAAAUAUGACCCGGAGAUAUCUGAGCUUUUCGAUGUCGGUUAUGCGGUGGACCAAAGACGUCAUGACAAGAGGCUACGCUCAGUUCCAAUUGCGGUGGCUGUUACCGGAGAAUCUCGUAAUAUAAUCUCAUUCCGAACACUGGAAGAGGAAAUUUUGGAGUUGACUUCUCCACAGAAGUUAGCAUUUCGUGCUCCAUCAAUCAGUGAUAUUGAAAUGUCUGAAUGGUCCAACUGUGGUGCACCGGUACGUCAAGUACACUUUGCACGUCCCUUGGAAGAGAAGCCCGUAUUUAUGGCGGCUCGUCUCCACAGAAAGACUACAAUAUUCCGACCUCUUUACCACUGGGAUCCCGUGCCUAUGCACCUCCCGGAAGAUACUGUACUGGGAUCCUCCAAGCCCUUGAAAAACUCUCGGCUGGACGCGAAUCCAAUCGCGGAGGUGUCUGUGUCGCGAACAGGUGGCUUCUCACAUGCCGAUGUGACCUUCAACCCCUGGUAUCAGAGACAAUUCGCUAUUGUAGAUAUCAGAGGCAAGUGGAGUGUCUGGGAGAUCACCGGCAGGCAGCGACUCCAGCAGUCCACUUGGGCUGUCGAGCUUGUCAAGUCAGGCUCGUUGCCCUUGCGGGAUUACAAACGCAAACAUAGUUGUCCUCGGCUUGAUGGCUGGGCAUCUAUCGAGUGGGUCCAUAAUGUCGGAUCGGUAGUUGUCUCCAAUCGACACAAUGUCAUAAUCUAUGCCUUCACCGACGACCAGGCUCCACCACGCACAGUUGAGCUGGGAAUGGCAAAGCAGUCUGAGUGGGUUCUCGCCGUUCAAAGAAACCCACGCAAGCCAUCGCAGUUCGUCGUCUUGACGACAACUCGAAUAUCUUGGUUUGAUGUCGGAGCCCUACUAGCCGAGGAUGAUACAAGUCUUUCUAUAUACCCUCAAGUGUCCUGGAGGCACUUCCGGGAUCCCGAAGACACGACCUUGCGACUUAGCGACAUAGUCGUAUACCAAGAUGUGUAUCUCGUUCUGUAUUCGCAGAUCACCCGCCUGGUACAAGUAUUCCCAUGCCCCUUUAUAUCCGACGAAGAGACCGAGUCUAUAUCUGUACCCGAUCCCGUGGUGCUAGAUGCGCCCCUGAUGGCGGAUAUACCGCCAACUCAACGCGACUCUGUGCUGCGAUUCUCCAGAUUCGUAUUUAGAGAGAUUGCGCACUCUAUUACACCACUCGGUAGGAAUUUCUAUAACGCCCACUUACCAUUGAUCAAGCUUUUCUGGAUGGAUUCCGAUUUUGCCGUCCACGAAUCUACUUUCAAGGGGCCAUAUGGAGAUCCAGACGAGCCGGACUUGUUCCGUGAAAGUAGUGUCUUGCGGUUGAGAAGGCGUUAUGCUCCGACAUCAUACAUCAGACCCACCGAUGACUUUAUUGUUGACGAUUUGGACGAAUCAGCGACAAAGCAAACGAUUGUCCGUCGUUGCAAGCCCAAAAUGGGCCGCAUUGAUAAGAGGUCGGACUUGCAAUGGACCUUGGAUUUAUCUGGCGUCUACAAAAUAGCGACAGGGAACGUGGAAAUUCGUCGGAAAAAGCAAAAGAAGAGACUAAGGCCCAAACCAAGGACACUUGGUGGGUUGAUGGCAAUUCUACAAGGCGAAAUGGAGAAUGAAUCGAAGCGACCUCCAGGCAGGAGCGUGCUUGAUUUGACCGGCAAGAGAAUUUUGGCAGAGGGUCUUGACGAAAGUGCAGAGGAUCUGAAACGACUCAUCUCAGCACUCGUGCCGGAGCACCCGAACCCCGACGCUCAAUGUCGGUAUAUGCUUCUACCAAUCCCAUCCCGAAACGGGAGUUAUGCCAUGCCAGCCAAACUGUCAGGCGAAGCAGACAGGGAUCUUCUAAAUACCUAUGAUCGAAUGGUCGAUGAUUGGAUGUCUACCCUGCCUCACGUCAUCCCCGUGCAGACACGACUCAUGAAGGAGAAACUCAUCCGGGGAGUUGCUGCCGAUCUCAUCCUUUCACGCCUAAUCAAAAUCUCUACCUCAUUGGAUAGCAUCAUACUAUCCAAGCCUGCAGAUCCCGUCGAGGACCGAGCAUAUGAGAAGGCAAAUGAGAAGGCCGCGGCACAGAACAAAUACCUGCAGUCGAGCUACUUCGCAUUAUUAUCAUCACAGAUCCCUACAAGCCAGUCAUCAAUAGCCAGAAGCCGAGUCUCUGGGUCCAAACGGGACCCGAUGCCAGUCGAGCAAUCCAAGUACACCGCAGUCCCAGUCCUCUGUGGCCUCUCGGCAUUCAUCAAAUUCAAAACCCCACGUCCAACAACACGGAAAGUGGAAAACCUCCUCUCUCACUGGCCCGUGGGAACCAAUCCCCAAAACUAUGCAUGGGAGGGAAUCGAAGACGAGGAGACCCGGAAUUCCAAGGCGCGCACAUCCAAGAACAGACGGAAGAAGCGCUCACAGACUCGUGACCAAUCCCUCCCUUCGACUCCGGCAGUCCCUAUGGUCCGAACAUGGGGCAGUCAGCCACUCGCACCUCCCCGACUCAACAUCAGCAGUAGUCAACCCACGAUGGAUGGUGUGUCGAUGACCCAGAUGGAACGGGGAGCUUUUGGUACGCGCGCACUCAAGAAGCCGAAAAAGAAGAAGAAAAGAGAAGCUGGAUUUUAG